This is a messenger RNA of Dreissena polymorpha, 1968 nucleotides long. Its product is annotated as leucine-rich repeat-containing protein 15-like. Gene Ontology annotation, molecular function: protein binding. The record is from RefSeq and is a predicted model, not a curated record. NCBI's taxonomy places the organism in Eukaryota, Metazoa, Mollusca, Bivalvia, Myida, Dreissenidae. Gene Ontology annotation, cellular component: extracellular matrix. The coding region runs from base 135 to 1406 and encodes 423 amino acids. The transcript has 2 exons.
AACCAGUUCAAACAAUGUACUUGAUUUUAUCAAGACAUCGUGAAUCUCAGUCACGCUCAUUUUAGUAUAAAUAAAGCGCCAAGCGUUGUGGAGAAUCGUUUCAUGAUCUUGUGAUCCGAGACAGCACGUACACGAUGUCAGACAAAAGCCGAGUUUUCGUGUGGACCAUGCUGUUAUCUUCUUUAUGUCAUCCAAUACAAGCAUUUCUGCUGUCUGGAGGCGACGUUUGUUUCGGAAUAUGCAACUGCGUUGAAGAGAUGCAGCGGAUUAUAUUUCUAGACGAAACGGAAGUGAAACUAGUACGAUGCGAAGAGAGGGAUCUCAGAUCUAUACCAAACUUUGCUAUUCAGAAUCUUCCUACGGGAUUUUACCCUGGUGGAAAAAACUUUACCGUUGACUUGCAUAGCAAUUAUAUACAAACUGUUCCUGAUAAAGCGUUUGGAGACCUUCCAAAGCUGUCCAACGUUGACCUCUUUGGAAUUAUUUUAUACAAUAAUUCAAUAUCGUCCGUAAGCGAUUCGGCAUUUCUUGGUCUAGAAAAUACUAGAGUUGUUUUAAAUUUCGGACUUAAUAAUUUGACGACAAUCCCUCGAGCACUGCGUAUUCUAAGACAAAUCGAGUUGUUAUCUAUAGAAGAAAAUCCGAUUAUGACCUUAGAGGCUUCAAUGAUUGAACACAUCAGUCCCUUGUUACAAUUCAGUUUAAAUUUGACUUUGUAUAAUAGCUGGCCAGUAGAACUCAAUAAUCUCCAUGUACAAUACUUUUGGUUGUAUGGUUACUCUGGAAAUUCGUUUCAGAAUUUCGAUGUACAUGGCAUCGGUCAACGUGGGAUUGAGUUAGAAAUAGCAGGGACGGACAUUGUAGAUCUAAGUGAUGUGAUUUGUAACAAUCAGAUAAACGUCUCCAAGCUUUGGCUUUGGGACAAUUACAAAGUAGAUAUUAGGCAUUUUGAAAGGUGUAGUCAAGGAGCGGUCAUGCAAAAUAUUUUGGAAUUGGAGCUUACUAGCUUUUUCUUCGGAAGAAUCCCGAACUUCGUUCACACACUGAAUAAACUAGAAUUUUUCCGUUGUGCAUUUAGUAAUAUCACCGAAAUUAAUGCUAACGACUUUCGAGGACUCACAGAGCUAAAAGUAUUGUAUCUUGAUAACAACCGAAUCACAACAAUACAUCCACAUGCAUUUGACACAAACACAAAACUUCGCAACUUGUAUCUAUACCAUAACAUGUUGACGCAUAUUCCAGAUAGUGUCGUAAAUUUAAAUCUCGAGUCGUUGGAUAUGGAUACUAUCGUUUGCACAUGCUCAAAUUGGCAAAAUCUGAAACAAAUUAAUUCAACAUUUGCCGAUAGUAUGUACUGCAUGGACAACACGAACUCUGUUAAAAACGCCCGCGAUGCCUGUCCCUGAUAAAAUUGUCAACUGAUCGACAUAUAAUAACAUUUGAAAAUCAUUGACUACAUAUUUUCACAAUGGUGAAAGAAAAUGCCGAACGUAAGAUCCGAUUUUGACGAUUUUUUAUCGCAAUUUUGUAUAUUUGGUGUUAAUUGUUUACUUCUUUGCCUUGCCUAAUGUUGAAAAUACACGGACGAUUAUGGAUCAUGUUGUUCACAUUUUUUGGAUGUGUGUCUCGUUUAGAUCUGUGUUUAAAACUAGCAUAUAUCUACAAGGUAUGCAGGCAUGGCGUGUAUGUUAACACAAAUAUGUAAACUUGAAUUCAAAUUAGGAUAUGUAACAAUAGUAUUUAAAUGCGCAUAAAGGUUCUAUACUGUCAUGUUGUUGAAUGUUGAUUCGAGGUAAUCACAUAUUUGUUCAUCUGACGGUGAAUGGUGUUUUAUAUAUCAUAAUGUGAACAUGGAAGUGUUUUCGUUAUUAAAUGUUUCACUUUAUUGAAUUUCUGAAUGUGUGAAUAUCAAGAUGACAUUUGAUUGUUGUGCAUGGUUUCUAAUUGUAAUAAAGUAUAUUAAUUAUA